Molecule: messenger RNA, 2134 nt
Organism: Maylandia zebra (zebra mbuna)
Lineage: Eukaryota; Metazoa; Chordata; Actinopteri; Cichliformes; Cichlidae
Gene: s100pbp
Product: askopos
Molecular function (GO): calcium-dependent protein binding
Source: RefSeq, a predicted model, not a curated record
CCAUUAAGGUCGACUGUUCCCUGUCGCCUGUUAAACACCUGCACGCGGGAGUGAAGGAAGGAAGUAGGGCGGGAGGUGAGAGCUUCAGCGGGAAUAGGAAUCCAGGACACAUUCAUCACGAGCACAGAAAAGGACAUGGCGCAAAGAAUCCACACCCUUUAAGAUUUUUGGAAGAUGAAGACGGCUACAUGAGUCGCAGUUGCCAAAUCUUUCAAGAUGGGCUGUUUCCCGUUGCUGGACUCACUGUGGCAGAAGAACCAGCAGAUGAGGUGAAGAGGGAAACGUGUCUCAGUGUAAAAGACGUGGAAGAGGAUAAAGGCUAUAUAUCGCUUUCGUUUAUCAAUGAAAAUAAAGAGGCCGAGUUGGUGAACUCCAAACAGCUUACAACUAACUCAGCCAAGGGUGACUAUCAUCCCCAAACUUCAUCUGACCCACGGGUACAUGAACAAACUGCAACCUCUGGAUGCCUUACCGUCACAGUAGACAACCUGAUCCCAAGUAGUUGCGAACCUCUCUUGGAGCACGUGAACACUAAUUGUUUGGAAAGUUGUAAAUUGGAGGGGGUGUGGGAUAUCGGUCCUCCAAUAUUUGAAUCCUCUAUGUGCCACAGCGAAACGGACAAAUUGAAAGCAGAGCAGAGCUGUCAGGUGUUGGAGGAGGUGCAGGAAAAUGUGACUGAGCCUGUCCAAAGCACACUGAAGAAAGAAGACACUGCUGUGGAAACCAGCUAUGAAGCCACUCUUCCCCUCAAAGUACAGGUUAAAUCCAAAGUACAGAACUCAAACAGAAGCACCCCGGACAGCAGUGUUGUUUCUGUCCCAAAGACGGAGGCGACAAAGCCCAUCAGAACCCUUCAGCCUGGCAAGAGCGCCUCUCAGAGAUCCAUGGUCUUCGGCAGUGAAUUACAGUGGGAGCAGGAAAAGGAGCUCUAUGUGCAUUCAGUUGUCAGUCAUAUGUAUGAGAAUCCAGGAGUCAGUAAUGGUGUCACAACUGAGCUCCGGAGUUUGAUGAGCUGUGUAUCAGCAGGCGUGAAAAGCAGCGAGUGGCAGCAUCCCUCUGACCUCACCCGCAGAAAUUACUGGAGACACUUUGGGCCAGCAGCAGCACUGAUGACCCUGGAUGAAUGGCAGGCCAAGAACUGUCUGAUGCACAAGCGCUUCGAUAAGAUACCAAAGAUCUUUGAAAGGAGUCCGUGUCCGUAAACUCAGCUUUGUGGUUUAUAGACGCGUCAGGAAAAACUACACUUUCAAGACAUAUUUGUGUAUAUGUAUAUAUUUGAGUAUUUAGGUUUUCUUUCUGGCUUUUUGAUUUACUUUUCUUUCAAAUGCAUGCACGUUCCUCCUAAUUUAAAAACUUAUGCAUGUUUUCAGUGAUUUUGUUUUGUGAAAGUCUGAAUCACUGAAGAAUGUCUUAAACUUGAAUUACUGACUUGGAUUUUUGGAUUUUAGGUAUUUGCUACUUCAUAUUUGUCUCAUGUUUACUCUGCAUAUGGUUAGUUUUUACUCCUUUGCUGUAAAAGCCUGAUGGGAGCACCCUGAGGGUGGGCGGCCAGGACCACCCGAGUGUGUGAAUGUGAAAACUCGAGGUGAUGUCGGAUUUUCAAAUUUAUACCACAGGUUAAUUUACUAAAACACUCAGGUGACGUUGAAUCUCACUGACCUCGGGGACAGAGGUGAAGUUUUCUUAAUCUUUUGGAAAAUUCAAAUAGAGAAAGAAGUCCUCUAAGAUUUUCAAAAGCAUACCAUUGGUGGAUCUACUAGGAGGCUGGGGUUGGCACUCGUGGCUGCCAGUGUUUUACAUGUGUUCCUGUUAAUCGGUCUCCUCUCUGGGGUUGUAACGCAGCAGACAACAGACUUCCAAUCCAAUAACAAUGAGACUCAAUUUCUAUCUUUGCUCUUUGUUUUUGGACCUUUUGUUUUUGUGCGUCUUUUAUUGCACUUUUACUUUACAGUAGCGAUGAUUUGUUACUAUGUCAGUUUUACUUACGAAGUAACAAAGAAGCAUCUGCACUUUCUAGGUACUGUUCUUUGAAAUAUUUACUCAGCGUUGGUGUAAAUAUUUAAAGAUUUUGCUCAGUAACUAAAAAUUAUGAACAUGGUUAUAUUGUUGCAUUAAACGUUCUUUUUCCAUGGCU